This is a messenger RNA of Aspergillus melleus, 291 nucleotides long. RefSeq lists its product as uncharacterized. Bases 1 to 291 code for a protein of 96 amino acids. The transcript has a single exon. The record is from RefSeq and is a predicted model, not a curated record. NCBI's taxonomy places the organism in Eukaryota, Fungi, Ascomycota, Eurotiomycetes, Eurotiales, Aspergillaceae.
AUGAAUCGGAGCGAACCCACCUCGAUCAGAAACAGUGCUCUCCCGGGCUACAACGAUGUGAGCGGCGCAGUUAUAGUUGAUUGGAACGGGCUACCUCACUUCCUCUCGCCCCAGGAGGAGGUAGAGCGGAAAUUGAGGUUGGAGCGUGCUGUACGUGAGCGAAUGUUAGGUCUGUCGAGACGGACGGACUUCGCAUGGGAAAGCCCUUGUCAAGGAACCGCAUUGCCGCAGUACUCGCCUGCAAAGGCGAAACGAUCACAACGACCGGCGCACCGAGGCGACCGCUAUUGA